Molecule: messenger RNA, 1023 nt
Organism: Pocillopora verrucosa
Lineage: Eukaryota; Metazoa; Cnidaria; Anthozoa; Scleractinia; Pocilloporidae
Molecular function (GO): metal ion binding; nucleic acid binding; hydrolase activity
Source: RefSeq, a predicted model, not a curated record
AUGAAGGCAUUCCAUGUGAAGAUUUUACACGUCCUGCUAAUCUUAGGACUUGUAGCGGCUAAUGUCGGAAAUGGUAGCCCCUUACAAAGGAAACUGAGGAAGGGUAACAGGCAAGGUAUCACAGGGAACCGAAAAACUGUUUACCCUGGCAAUGGGGACGAAUGCUACAGAAAAAACUUUGCAGGAAAUGAACCACCAGUAGGUUUGCGAGAUCCAAUGAACUUCAAAAUAAGAUACAUCUGUCAAAAAGAUUACCAAGAAACCGAUGAUGGAACCCACUAUGGAACAAUGUUCGACAAGCAAUUUGGAAUUCCAGUAUACUCGGCUUACACUCUCACGGAAAAUAACGUAGACUUCAAAGAAUGGGCACGCCCAAAGUGGAAACAAACCGAAGGCAUUGAGGAACAGGGAAGCGACGAGAUCUAUCCCAGCCUACCAUUUCACCGAGGGCACUUGGCACCUGCACGUACUUUAUCAAAUACAGGCCAUAGCGGUGCCGGCUUUCGAUCCACUUUCGUUUACACGAAUGCGGUGCCACAGCGACCAGCACUUAACAGUGGUCAGUGGUCUCAGUAUGAGAGAAGGAUACGCAACUAUGCCGUAAAUCAUUGUACUAAGAAUGAUGGAACUUUAUAUCUCUUAACUGGAAGCUCAUUUGUGCAUUGGAUUCCAAAUACAGACCAAUUUAAGGCCAAUAAGCCAAGCGAAGCACCUAAACUGGCUAAUGAAGAUCUUCCUCAAUUCCCUGCCAUAACAGUCCCCACUUCCCUGUGGACUGCUGGCUGCUGUGUCAGAGGUGGUGAAGCUGUGGGGAAUUUUGCGGUAUUUGGAAACAACGCAGAAAAUCCAAGUGACCUAUACACUGGUCCAAUGUCCAUGCAUACUUUGCAACGGGCAUUAACAACAGAUAAAGCGAGGGGCGAAACAGAGGAUGAAGUCAACUUGUUUCCAGCAUUCCCGGGAUGUAUGGAUGAUGCCAACGGGGUUAAACUGGAAGGACAAAAACGAAUAAGAGAGGAAUAA